This is a messenger RNA of Saccostrea echinata, 2516 nucleotides long. Its product is annotated as sodium/glucose cotransporter 4-like. Lineage: Eukaryota; Metazoa; Mollusca; Bivalvia; Ostreida; Ostreidae. The transcript is spliced from 14 exons. Gene Ontology annotation, molecular function: D-glucose:sodium symporter activity. Gene Ontology annotation, biological process: transmembrane transport. The record is from RefSeq and is a predicted model, not a curated record. Gene Ontology annotation, cellular component: plasma membrane. The coding region runs from base 31 to 1995 and encodes 654 amino acids.
CACUGAACUGCAUUGCCUUCAGAAAACAGCAUGGCUGAAGAACUAUUCAUUGAAGACUAUAUCACCAUCGGUGUCUAUUUUGUUAUUGUUCUAGCAGUCGGACUUUGGUCGACAUUUCGACCAAACAAGGGCAAUGCCAAGGGAUAUUUUCUGGCGGGGAAAGAUAUGCACUGGAUACCGAUUGGGGCCUCUAUCUAUGCAAGUAACAUUGGAGCUCCGAUGUUUAUUGGACUGGCAGGAACUGCUGCAGGCUCUGGUAUCGCUGUUACUAUAUACGAAUGGCAUGCCGUGUUUUUCCUGAUUUUGUUAGGUUGGGUGUUUCUUCCGGUAUAUGUUGCAUGUGGAGCUUAUACAAUACCGGAAUGGGUAAAGAAGCGCUUUGGUGGACGUCGACUGCGCAUGUAUGUGUCGUUCCUUGCACUGAUUGGCUACAUCCUAUUCAACAUAUCCGCAGAAAUAUACACCGGAGCAAUAUUUCUUCAACAGAUGUUAGAAUGGAAUAUCUACCUCUGUGUUAGCAUUAUUCUAGGAAUUACAGCAAUAUAUACCACAGUUGGUGGGCUAGCUUCCGUCAUUUACACGGAUACUCUGCAGGCUGUCGUUCUUGUUGUUGGAGCUACAAUCUUAUUUUUCAUUUCGAUCAUUAAGGUUGGAGGGUACGAAGAAAUGGAAACCAAGUUCAUGGCUGCCAUGUCAAAUGAAACCCUUCACAAUCAGACCUAUUACAAGUGCGGGGUUCCCCCGGCGGAUUCCCUCCAUAUCUUCAGAGACCCCGUGACAGGUGACAUCCCCUGGACUGGGGCUUUGCUGGGACUGUCCACUCUUGGACUUUACACCUGGGACCAGGAUCAGAUAAUAGUUCAACGCACACUUUCUGCCAAAAACAUGGUACACGCGAAGGCAGGGGCAUUGUUAGGGGCAGCGCUGAAACUGACUGGAUUCCUUCUGUUUGUUAUUCCUGGAAUGAACAGUCGUAUUCUGUUUAAGGAGGAAGUUGCCUGUGCAGAUCCAGACAAAUGCAUGGAAUACUGUAAAAACAAGAGCGGCUGUACAAACAUAGCAUAUCCUCUUAUGGUUCUCAGGUUACUUCCUAAAGGUCUCCGUGGUCUUAUGCUUGCUGCUCUGUUGGCUGCGUUAAUGAGUUCCUUAACCUCAAUUCUGAACAGUGCGAGCUCCAUCAUGACCCUCGAUAUCUGGCACCAGUUUCGGAAGAAGGCCUCUCAGUACGAAUUGAUGAUUGUUGGGCGAGUUACCGUACUUGUUCUGAUUGGCUUCAGUAUUCUGUGGUUACCUAUUUUACAGUUGACACAGGGAGGUAGAUUCUGGUUUUAUAUGCAGUCUGUAAAAUCGUAUCUUAUACCUCCCCUGUGUAUGAUGUUUCUGCUGGGGUUGUUCUGGAAACGAACCACAGAACAGGGUGUGUUUUGGGGCCUGAUGCUGAGUCUAGUUAUGGGAAUUGUACGCAUGGUUUUAGAUUUCACAUUCCUCGCUCCUGCUUGUGGCAGCAGUGAAGUUGACACAAGGCCUACAAUAAUCUCCAAGGUGGAUUUUCUACAUUUUGCGACACUUUUAGCAUUGUUCGCAACAAUUGCUAUGGUUAUCAUUAGUUUGAUAACACAACCACGCCCAGCAAACAAGCUCCAUCGUUUGACAUGGUGGACUAGAAAUGAUGAAGAAGAACCAGAGCUUUCAGAUAAUGAGGAUGACGAUGUUCACAUUUCUGCUCACGUGAAGGGAGAAGAUCUUAAAUCUAUGGAGAUCCAGGAACCUGUAGCAGAAGAAGCAAGUGGGCUUCAAAGAAUCAAGAUCCUUUGUAAAAACUGGGUGUGUGGAAUUGACGAGGAUGCUAAGCAUAUGAUGACAGCAGCGGAAUUAAAAGAAUUAAGAAGAAAAAUGACGUCUUUAGAUGAGGCUUCCCGAUGGAGGAAGAUGUUGAACGUUUCUGCGAUUGUCAUUGGUGUAUUUACAGUGUUUUUAUUGGGUUUCUUCCAUUAGACAUUUUCUUAUCAUGUUCCCCUGUCGGUUUUUGUAUUUAAGCGGUUUUUAUUAUUUAUCAUAAUGGCUCAUGUAUACACAGGUGUAUAUGGAUAUGUAGAGCAUAUGCUUUAGAAUGCAGUUCAAAACUCAGGUAAUUGAACAAUGUGAUCAUUAAUGCCUUACUACAUGUACCAAAAUAUGCGACCAACAUAUGAGUGACACAUAUUUAUCAAAUUGCGCAAAUAUACAGACAAUGUUAAUAAAUUUCUAUGACUCAGCACACGUCUUUUGAUAUUGGCUAACUACCUGCCAAAUUUCUUAUUCAUAUCUUAAGUCACAAAAAAGUGAUGCCCAAAUACGAUGGUAAAAAUGUCAGGAGUGCAACACUUUUUUGUGAUAUUUCAAAAUUUAAAUAAAGACUUUUCUGAUCAAAUACAAUGUAGUGAGCUUUCUAGUAAGAUGAUAGUAACUUUUGUUUUACCAAGUUAUGGUUAUGGCUGCCGCCGAAAAAAAAUGUUAUACCAUGUCAGGAGUGCAAC